Ilyonectria robusta is the source of this 897-nucleotide messenger RNA. RefSeq lists its product as uncharacterized. The coding region runs from base 1 to 897 and encodes 298 amino acids. The record is from RefSeq and is a predicted model, not a curated record. The transcript is spliced from 2 exons. NCBI's taxonomy places the organism in Eukaryota, Fungi, Ascomycota, Sordariomycetes, Hypocreales, Nectriaceae.
AUGGCAAUGGUGGUCCAAGUGGACUGGACGGUGGGCAAAAGGCGGCGGGGGGAGGAGGGGAAGGGAGCUCACUCACCAGUGCACAAGCUCGAGCUGGGCUGCGACAACGAACUGCGAGGGAUGAAGGGGAAUGGAGACAAGAAACGGGAGCCAAGGGAAGUUGAUGAUGACGGGAGAGAUGUCGCAGGAGACGGAGCAGAAGGGGGAGAUUCCAGAGGCAGUCAGAGACGGACGCGGACGGGACGAAGAUGGAGCCGGCAGCAGCUUAGGUUGUCUCUCGAAAAAACGAAGCUCCCAGGAUUUGGCGCCUCAAAGGGGAUUGAGACGGUGGGCGAAUUGGGGUGGAGGGGCUGGCUCAUCCCCAUCCAUCCCCAGCAGAGCGGCCCCCAGCAGCCCAGCAGCCCAGCAGCCCCUCGCUCACCCCCUGGCCCCUCCGCUGGUGGGCGGGCGGUCAGGCGCCACACGACAUUCGACACUCGACCACCACCAGUAUCCCGCCGAAAACCGCAGCGACCGCCACACGCUACACGCCGGCCAAUUCGCCCCAGCCUUGCCUCUUCGGCGCCGGCUCGCAGCGAGAAUUUGCUUUGGGCUCUUGGUGUUCCUGUAUUUUUUGUUGUUUGGUUUCCCUGGGGCUCGGAGGCGGUCGUUGGCCAGCAACCAAAGCUGGUUGAGCUGGGGUGUCUGGGUGACAAGUGGGAACGACGUGGAAGGCUGGGGAAAGCUAGCCAGAAGCCUGGCCCCUCACCACAGCGGUUCCCUGUGCGACUCGUGCGCUGCAGCCCCCCGAACAAGCUUCUGGGAGACAAUUGGAACUGGAGAGAGGCCCAAGCUCGGGCUCGGACUCCGUGGCAGCAUGGCACCGGCGUGCACUGCACCCCAAUGGUUCUAGGAUAG